ACGCUCCGCACACAACAGUCGAAAGCAAACGCUACACUGUAUCGACGCAUUCGCAACCUGCGAUAGCACGCGCAAGGCUGUGGCAUUUGUAGUUCACGAGCGUUGGUCGUCCCCGCUGGUGGAUCUUGUCGUACGGUGGAGUGUGGCUCGUAGCUCUGCCUUUAGCAUGGACAUGACUGAAUUGGUAUCUUUCAAGGCAGUGCCAAAUAAGGUAGAGAAUGACAAUGUGGAUCGAAUGGUGGGCCCGCCAUCUCCACUGUUCUCCAUCCCUGCAAUUGAUCCCGAGGUGAACUACCGCAACUGGUACGCCGCCAAAAAGAGUGUGUCCGAAGGCCUGUUCGACGUGGCGCUGCUCUCGGCGAACGGGGCGCAGCUCAAGCACGUGCUGCAGUUGGGACCAGGCUUCGAUUUCUACACACCGGUCCUGAUCUUGGUUUCACUCUCCAUUGGCUUCCAGGUUAUCCAAAUGGGACUGCUCGUGGUCAUUGGCUUCUUGGACCUCUCUAAGGAGUGCCACCAGAGACGCGCUGAGGUGCUCACCAACGUGGCGACCGCCAUUGCAACCAUGGUGGCCAUGAUAAACGUCGUCGCUGCUGCUUUCAGCCUCAGACACGAUGAAGAUGGCGCACUUCAACAGUAAACGCAACCACACUCAAAAUCUCUCGGAAAACCACCGACCAUUUUUGUGAACUGAUUUUGUUGUGUGCACCGCAGCAUCGGCGCUUAUUUACUAAGGGGGCAUACAAGUGUUAACAUAAAUU
Molecule: messenger RNA, 761 nt
Organism: Rhipicephalus sanguineus (brown dog tick)
Lineage: Eukaryota; Metazoa; Arthropoda; Arachnida; Ixodida; Ixodidae
Product: ninjurin-1
Exons: 3
Coding region: 167-640 (157 amino acids)
Biological process (GO): tissue regeneration; cell adhesion
Cellular component (GO): membrane
Source: RefSeq, a predicted model, not a curated record